CAGCGUGUGUCGGAUCCUACAUAGAACAAUUUGAUUCCUUCGGCACCUUAAAGGGGGCCCCAGUAUCAGUGGAUCUUAUAGGACUGCAAGUUAUAUGAUCGUAGACAUGGAUAUACGACGACACGACAAGAGUUGCCCUCGAGGCUCUCUAUAUAACAUGAGUCGAGAUACCAUCUCCUCAGCUCUUUUUUUUUCAUCAUCGCCAUCAGUUUGUGAAGUUAAUUCCUCCAGCCAUUCUUUAUUGUCUAUCUUUUGACUAGCCAUUCCUUUCUACCUCCCGGUGAGAACAGCUAUCUUAAUCGAUACAUCUUUACUACCUUUCGCUCGCUACGUUGUAUUGCAUCGACUAUCGCAACCAGCCAAAAUGGGUAUCUCAAGAAUCUCUCCCGUUGUCGCGGCCCUCGUGUCGGCUGCCAGCGUCGCCGCUCACGGCCACGUCGACCACGUCGUCAUCGACGGACUCUUCUACCAGGGGUACGACCCGACCGUCUUCCCUUACGAGCAAACCCCUCCCACCGUCGUCGGCUGGACUACCUCUCAGACCGACAAUGGUUACGUCGCGCCUGACAGCUUCGGUGCUGCCGACAUCAUCUGCCACAAGUCGGCCACUCCGGCAGGAGGCCACGCUCAGGUCAAGGCUGGCGACAGCAUCAGCAUCACCUGGAACACCUGGCCGGAUUCCCAUAAGGGUCCCAUGCUCGACUACCUCGCGCCUUGCGAUGGCUCCUGCGAGAGCGUCGACAAGACAACCCUUAAAUUCUUCAAGAUUGACGAGGUUGGCCUUAUCGACUACUCGGCGACGAACGGUUUCUGGGGCUCUGACGAGCUGAUCAAGAAUAACAACACCUGGCUCGUCCAGAUCCCUUCCAACAUUAAGGCCGGAAACUACGUCCUCCGUCACGAAACCAUCGCGCUUCACUCGGCAGAAAACGCAGACGGCGCUCAGGCCUAUCCUCAAUGCUUCAACCUCGAGAUUACUGGUGAUGGCACCGAAGUACCUGAUGGUGUCUUGGGUACCGAGCUGUACUCCGCUACCGACCCUGGCAUUCUCGUCAACAUCUACGUCACCAGUCUUACCUACACCAUCCCCGGUCCUACCCUAAUUGCUGGCGCCUCGUCUUCCGUCGCUCAGUCCUCGUCUGCUAUCACCGCUACCGGAACCGCGACUGUUGGAAGCGGUUCCUCCGCCACCGCUACUAGCGCCUCCGCUGCCACCACGACUGCUGCCCAGACCUCCACCGCGCAGACCACUGCCGCCGCUAGCUCGCAGAAGACCUCUACCGCAGCCGCCUCUACUGCCACCCCUAGCUCGCAGAAGACUUCUACCGCUGCCGCCUCUACCUCUACCGGUGGCGCCUGUACUGCUCCCACAACCCUCGCCACGUCAACCCGCGUAGCAUCUUCCACUACCCUUGCUUCCACUACCCUUGCUACCACCGCCGUUGUUACUUCCGCGGCCACGACUGGUGCUGUUAGCGCGCAGAGCCUGUAUGGCCAGUGCGGUGGCAGCAACUUCGCCGGCCCUACUGCUUGCGCCACGGGUUCUUGCAAGUCGUGGAACCCGUACUACUACCAGUGCGUCAACACGGCUUAAGCUCUUGCUUUAGCCUAUAGGAUGAGUGGUCGGGACGAUGACGAGAGGAUGUCAUAAGUAUAUGUGUACGAUAUAUAUGCUUAUAUAAGUAGCUUGGUUCGGAGGUUAUAUUCUUGUAUUUACGAUUAGUUCGAUUUAAAUUCAAAUAUAUUUUUGAGGUGCAUAA
Molecule: messenger RNA, 1760 nt
Organism: Daldinia vernicosa
Lineage: Eukaryota; Fungi; Ascomycota; Sordariomycetes; Xylariales; Hypoxylaceae
Product: carbohydrate-binding module family 1 protein
Exons: 1
Coding region: 365-1594 (409 amino acids)
Biological process (GO): carbohydrate metabolic process
Cellular component (GO): extracellular region
Molecular function (GO): cellulose binding
Source: RefSeq, a predicted model, not a curated record